Messenger RNA from Vitis vinifera (wine grape), 9811 nucleotides. Its product is annotated as putative disease resistance RPP13-like protein 1. The record is from RefSeq and is a predicted model, not a curated record. Gene Ontology annotation, molecular function: ADP binding. The coding region runs from base 4 to 4080 and encodes 1358 amino acids. Gene Ontology annotation, biological process: defense response to other organism. The transcript has 15 exons. NCBI's taxonomy places the organism in Eukaryota, Viridiplantae, Streptophyta, Magnoliopsida, Vitales, Vitaceae.
CCCAUGCAUGACCCCGUUGUCACUUUUCCCCUUGUUUUAAUCGGUUAUCCCUAUCAUAUUUUUCUUUGGCAGCUGCUCAAGUCUUCACUUGUUUCCAUCUCGCUAAUCUCUACUGCCCUGCCCUUUGCUUUCUUGAUACAAACAAUGGAGGUUGUUGGACAGGCUAUUCUUUCGUCUGCCCUUGAAUUGUUGUUUGAUAAGCUGGGAUCCUCCGAGUUGCUCAAGUUUGCUCGCCAAAAGAAUGUCAUUGGUGAACUUGACAACUGGAGGGACGAACUGUUGAUUAUUGAUGAGGUGCUGGACGAUGCGGAAGAGAAGCAGAUUACAAGAAAGUCCGUGAAAAAAUGGCUGAAUGAUCUCAGAGACUUGGCUUGCGAUAUGGAGGACGUACUGGACGAGUUCACCACGGAGCUGUUGCGGCGCAGGUUGAUGGCGGAACGUCUUCAGGCGGCUAACACAAGUAAGGUACGGAGCCUCAUCCCAACUUGCUUUACUGGUUUCAAUCCUCGGGGUGAUGCUCGGUUUAGUGUUGAGAUGGGGUCCAAGAUUAAGGAAAUCAGUAGACGGUUGGACAAUAUUUCAACUCGGCAAGCUAAACUGGGUUUGAAAAUGGAUCUUGGGGUUGGGCACGGCUGGGAAAGGUUUGCAUCUGGAAGAAGAGCUUCUACUUGGGAACGGCCGCCCACGACAUCUUUGAUUAAUGAAGCUGUUCAAGGUAGGGAUAAAGAAAGAAAGGAUAUUGUUGAUUUGCUGUUGAAGGAUGAAGCAGGGGAAAGCAACUUCGGUGUACUUCCCAUUGUUGGCCUUGGAGGGACCGGCAAGACUACGCUUGCCCAGCUCGUAUGCAAGGAUGAAGGCAUAAUGAAGCAUUUUGACCCCAUAGCCUGGGUUUGCAUAUCAGAAGAAAGUGAUGUGGUGAAAAUAUCAGAAGCAAUUCUCCGUGCACUCUCUCAUAAUCAGAGUACAGAUCUCAACGACUUCAAUAAAGUUCAACAGACAUUGGGAGACAUGUUGACUCGAAAGAAGUUUUUACUGGUUUUAGAUGACGUGUGGAACAUAAACCACGAUGAGCAAUGGAAUACUCUGCAGACGCCAUUUAAAUAUGGAGAAAAAGGGAGUAAGAUCAUAAUAACAACGCGUGAUGCGAAUGUCGCAAGAACGAUGAGAGCAUAUGAUUCACGCUACACUCUGCAGCCUUUGUCUGAUGAUGAUUGUUGGUCUUUGUUUGUGAAGCAUGCUUGUGAAACUGAAAAUAUCCAUGUACGCCAAAAUUUGGUACUUCGUGAAAAAGUUACAAAAUGGUGCGGUGGUUUGCCCUUAGCAGCAAAGGUGCUUGGUGGCCUUUUACGCUCUAAACUACAUGAUCACUCAUGGGAAGAUCUAUUGAAGAAUGAAAUUUGGAGAUUACCAAGUGAGAAGCGUGACAUUCUCCGAGUGUUAAGAUUAAGUUACCAUCAUUUGCCUUCUCAUUUAAAGAGAUGUUUUUCUUAUUGUGCAUUAUUUCCCAAGGAUUAUGAAUUUGAGAAGAAAGAACUAGUCUUGUUAUGGAUGGCCGAAGGUUUCAUUCACCAAUCAAAAGGAGAUGAGCUUCAAAUGGAAGAUUUAGGUGCUAAUUAUUUUGAUGAAAUGUUAUCAAGGUCAUUUUUUCAGCAAUCAAGUAAUAACAAGUCAAACUUUGUUAUGCAUGACCUAAUUCAUGAUCUAGCUAAAGAUAUUGCCCAAGAAAUUUGUUUUAAUUUGAAUAAUGAUAAGACAAAGAAUGACAAGUUACAGAUAAUUUUUGAAAGGACUCGUCAUGCAUCAUUCAUUCGCAGUGAGAAAGAUGUGCUCAAAAGAUUUGAAAUAUUCAAUAGAAUGAAGCAUUUACGAACACUUGUGGCAUUAUCAGUCAAUAUAAAUGAUCAGAAAUUCUACUUAACUACUAAGAUUUUCCAUGACUUGUUGCAAAAGUUGAGACAUUUGAGGGUGCUCUCCUUGAGUGGUUAUGAGAUAACUGAGUUACCAUAUUGGAUUGGUGAUUUAAAACUUUUGCGAUAUCUUAACUUGUCUCAUACUGCUGUCAAAUGUUUGCCUGAAUCAGUGAGUUGUCUCUACAAUCUACAAGUGUUGAUGUUAUGCAAUUGUAUAAAUCUUAUUAAGUUGCCUAUGAACAUUGGGAAUCUGAUUAACCUUCGGCAUCUUAAUAUCAACGGCUCAAUUCAACUAAAAGAGAUGCCUUCACGAGUGGGUGACUUGAUAAAUUUGCAAACGUUAUCCAAGUUUAUUGUGGGCAAACGUAAAAGAUCAGGAAUAAAUGAAUUGAAGAACUUGUUGAAUCUUAGAGGAGAGCUCUUUAUCUCGGGGUUGCACAAUAUUGUGAAUAUAAGGGAUGUAAAGGAAGUCAACUUAAAAGGGAGGCAUAACAUUGAAGAGCUAACAAUGGAAUGGAGCAGCGAUUUUGAAGAUUCAAGAAAUGAAAGAAAUGAAUUGGAAGUCUUCAAGUUACUACAACCUCAUGAAAGUUUGAAAAAGCUUGUUGUUGCGUGUUAUGGUGGACUAACCUUCCCAAAUUGGUUAGGAGAUCAUUCAUUCACAAAAAUGGAGCACCUGAGUCUCAAAAGUUGCAAAAAACUCGCACGAUUGCCACCGCUUGGCAGACUACCUUUACUCAAGGAGUUGCACAUUGAAGGGAUGAAUGAAAUUACAUGUAUAGGUGAUGAGUUCUAUGGGGAGAUUGUGAACCCUUUUCCAUCUUUGGAGUCUUUGGAGUUUGAUAAUAUGCCAAAAUGGAAAGAUUGGAUGGAAAAGGAAGCAUUAUUUCCUUGCCUCCGAGAGCUGACAGUAAAAAAAUGCCCAGAACUGAUUGACUUGCCGAGUCAGUUGCUUUCCUUCGUGAAGAAGCUUCACGUUGAUGAAUGCCAAAAAUUGAAAGUGUAUGAAUACAACAGGGGGUGGUUAGAAAGUUGUGUCGUUAAUGUGCCUUCACUCACCUGGUUAUACAUUGGGGGGAUUUCAAGGCUAAGUUGUUUAUGGGAAGCGUUUUCUCAACCCUUACCAGCUCUUAAAGCUUUGGAUAUUAAUCGAUGUGAUGAGCUGGCAUGUUUGGAACUGGAAAGCCUUGGUAGUCUUCGAAAUUUAGCGAUCAAAAGCUGUGAUGGAGUUGAAUCCUUGGAAGGGCAAAGACUGCCUCGCUAUCUUCAAUGUUUGAAUGUGGAAGGGUGUUCCAGCCUAAAGAAGCUGCCAAAUGCAUUAGGAAGCCUCAUAUUUCUUACAGUUUUGAGAAUUGCGAAUUGCUCGAAACUUGUGUCAUUCCCAGAUGCUAGUUUCCCACCAAUGGUAAGAGCUCUUAGGGUGACAAAUUGUGAGGAUCUCAAGUCACUGCCCCAUAGAAUGAUGAAUGAUAGCUGUACCCUUGAGUACUUGGAGAUUAAAGGUUGCCCAUCUCUCAUUGGCUUUCCAAAAGGCAAGCUCCCCUUUACCCUUAAGCAGCUGCGCAUUCAAGAAUGUGAAAAACUAGAGUCUCUACCCGAGGGAAUAAUGCAGCAACCUUCAAUUGGCAGCAGCAACACUGGUGGCCUUAAAGUAUUGUUUAUAUGGGGAUGUUCAUCUCUCAAGUCCAUUCCAAGAGAGCUGGUAUCCUCGACGGAAGCAUUUUUGAACUCCAACCUUAAAUUCCUUGCUAUUUCAGAAUGCCAGAAUAUGAAGAGGCCACUAUCUGAGUGGGGCCUUUACACACUCACCUCUCUUACACACUUCAUGAUUUGUGGCCCAUUUCCAGAUGUGAUUUCUUUUUCAGAUGAUGAGACUCUGCUUUUUCUUCCUACAUCUCUCCAAGAUCUUCAGAUAAUUAAUUUCCAGAACUUGAAAUCCAUAGCCUCCAUGGGACUCCAAAGCCUCGUCUCUCUGGAAACUCUUGUGUUGGAGAGCUGCCCGAAGCUUGGGUCUGUUGUACCAAACGAAGGACUGCCACCUACCCUUGCAGGGCUUCAAAUCAAGGAUUGUCCUAUUCUAAAGAAGAGGUUCAUGAAAGACAAAGGAAAAGAUUGGCACAAGAUUGCCCACAUUCCCAAAGUCGUAAUAGAUGAAAUUAUACAACAAUAAGAGUCCAUGUUUUGACUGGAUCUGGUGUUGGGCCUUCUUUCUAUUUUCUCUCAAAAAAAUCGUCUUAGUGGAAAUAAGAUGAAAGAUAACCUAGCAAAAGCAUGGCUUGUCCUCUCACACUGCUCAAUCCCCUACACUUCCAGCCAAGGUGGAAGCCUCCUUCAAUUAUGGUAACCAGGAGAAGCUGUUAGCAAGGCUGCAUGGCCUCACAUCUCUGGGAGAUAUGUCAAUGUUUCCUCUCAAGGGGCAGGUUUAUCAUCCCUGAUAUACUUUGAGGACUGAAAUCGACACUUGCAGGACUUGAAAUCUUGGUCAUUCUCUUCUGAAACAUUUGUGCUUCCAACAUAAAGGAUAGAUUUGUUCCUGCAAUAUUCAGCAUCCUUCUGUAGAAAUCGAUGACUGAAUAAUCUAUUAAAGAAUCCUAGUUUCUGUUCACAGAAGUAUACACAUUGAUCAUACUUUCCUCCUCAUAUUCAAUGAGAUAUACUUAUUCACACUUUUCUCUUGAAAUUUAAUGUUGCUUUAUUCAUGAGAUUCUCCAGUGCACAUGUAGGUUGACAAAACAGAAAAAGAUGCAUGUGCGGAAACCAGUGCAUGCUUUUCUCUUUUGUCUUAGCUUUUGAGAAAGGCUUAUUUUAUGGAAAGAGUAGAUCAGAUUUGUUCUUAUUUUUCUCAAUUCAUCUUGCUAAUAUGUGAUGGUUAAAUUGAUUGUGUUUCAGUUCAUCAAUAUUUGUGUCCCCAUUCAUGUCUCGAUCUCAAUGCACCCAUUGGAAUGUUGCUGUUGUGCUACUUCAGAAUAGGGAAAACAUAGAAAUGCAAGACCGGUAAAUGUACUAUGGAGCAAGAAAUGUGUCGAGUUUCAGUCCUGUUGCUGAAGAAAGGGCUGCCCACAACUUCUAAAACCAUCCAUGGGGAACUAUCCUAUCUGGAAAUACAGUGAUUCAAUGAGAAAUUGGAAAGACUGCCCUAUUUCCUCAUUCCCUGUAUGCUGAUAGAUGGCUCACAUUCAUGAAGAAACUUCAGACUGGACUAUCUUUUCACAUCCAUAAGAACAGAGACUAUGACAUCCCAUGCUAUUUUCAAUCAGGAAAAGGGAGUGAUGUAUAUAAAAGCAAAAUUCCUGGUCAUUGCUGCAGCUUAUCAGUAUCUGCAUGGGUAAAGUAUCCUAAACAUGAAAUUUUCUCUUCAGUAAAAGCAGCUAUGCCAGAUGCACCAAUUCAUAAAAUUUCGGGGGUUGCACAUGAUUACAGUUUCCAAAAUCAGGUCUUAGAGAGGUUUUAGAAGGCCUAUUAAGUUCAUUUCAAAAUUUGAGUCUCUCUAAGAUUAGCGUCUGCUUCAUAUCAAACUAAUUUUCAUAUCCAAAAGGAUCCAAUGCAUAAUGCUGUUUCAACAUUUUUGUCUAACUACAUCACAUUAUACAAGAUAACAGGGCUUGAAAGAGUCCCAAAACUGCACUCUCUUGAAAGCUAUGGAUGGAUGGCUGGCCUAAGCUUUGAUCAUCUUUGCUAGGGGAAUAAAAGGCAUUAUUUCCUUGCCUCGGAAAGCUUACAAUAAAAAAAUGUCCAGAACUGAUUAACUUGCUGAGUCAGUUGCUUUCCUUUGUGAAGAAGCUUCAUAUUGAUGAAUGCCAAAAAUUGGAAGUGAAUAAAUACAACAGGGGCUUGUUAGAAAGUUGUGUUGUUAAUGUGCCUUCACUCACCUGGUUAUACACUGGGGGUGGUUUCGAGGCCAAGUUGUUUAUGGGAAGGGUUUGUUUAAUCCUUAACAGCUCUUUAAACAUUGAAAAUAAAUCAAUGUGAUGAGCUGUCAGAAGUUGUGAUGGAGUUGUAUCCUUCUCCAAAGUAGGUGUAGGUUAAAAAUACAGAAGAGGGUGCACCUGUGGGAAACCAAUGCCUGCCUUUCUCUUUUGUCUAAGCUUUUGACUUGGGUUUAUUUUUGGAAAGCAUAUAUCUUAUUAUUCUUAAUUCAUCUUGCAAAUAUGUGAUGGUUAAAUUGAUUGUGUUUUAGUUUAUCACUAUCUGUAUCCCCAUUCAUGUCUCCAUGCACCCGCUGGAAUGCUGCUAUUGUGCUAGUUCAGAGUAAAGAUUUGCCCUGAAUAGGGAAAAGACAGAAUUGCAAGACCCGUUGAAGUCCUAUGGAUCAAGAAAUGUGUCAAGUUUCAGUUCUUUUUCUGAAGAAAGGGCUGCCUGCAAUUCUUAAACUAUCCAUGAGGAACUGUCCUAUCUGGAGAUACAGUGAUUCAAGAAGAAAUGAAAAAAUUGCCCCAUUUCCACAUUUCCAGUAUGCCAAGGAUAGCUCACUUGUCCAUGAAGAAACUUCAGACUGAAUUAUCUUUUCACUGAGAAAAAAGAACAGAGGCCACCAUAUCCCAUGCUAUUUUCAAUCAGCCUACUAGCAUGGGGAGCAGGGCAUUGGAAUUUGACUGGGAGGUGUAGCUUACACCACUAACAAUGGGAGCAGAGCAUUACAACUUAUGGAGUACUCAACUCUCUAAAAGUUUCAUCAUUAACUGUUGGGUGUCCAGGUCUGUUUUCCUUUUCAUAUGAUAGUCAAUGUUUGCCUCUUCCUAUGGCUCGAACUUCUCUUUGCGUCCAAAAGAACUUCCGAAUCAGGAUUCCAUGUCCUCCAGGUCUACAAAACAACACUUCUCUUGAAUAUGCACUUAACUUCGUUCUGAUAUAAUUUCAGUGGAUUCCAUCAGAUCCUAUAGCUCAAAAUAUGUUUUCAAUUUUUUAUAAUCAUUGUAUUCAGAUUGUACCUGCAGGAAAAAAGGACUGAUGUAGACAAAAAGCCAAGUUCCUGGUCGUUGCUGAAUCUUAUCAGUAUCUGCCUUGGUAGAGUAUCCCAAACAUGAAAUUCUCUUCUGAAAAAGGAGCUAUGCUAGAUGCAGCAUUUUACAAAAUUUUGGGGGUCACACAUGAUUGAUUACAGUUUUCGAAAUCACGUCUUUGAGCAGUUUUGAAAAGCCAUAUUAAGUUCAUGUUAAAACUUGAUUCUCUCUAAGAUUAGUGUCUGCUUCAUGUGACUCUAAUUUUCAAAUUCAAAAGGAUCCAAUGCUUAGUUCUGUUUCAACCUUUUGGGUAAUUACAUCACAUUGUACAAGAUAACAGGUUUAGAGAGUUCAAGGGAUAUCCCAAAACUGCACCUCUAUUAAAGCCAAGGACGGAUGGCUGGCCUAGGCUUUGAUCAUCUUUGCUGGAGGAAUAAAAGAAGAUUCCUGUUUUUAAGUGACAUAAAAGCUUUUGGCUAAUUACAUCACAUUGUACAAGAUAACAGUCUCCCGAAAAACUACAAAUCUCUUCAAAGCUAUGGAUGGAUGGCUGGACUAAGCUUCGAUCAUCUUUCUAGAGGAAUAAAAGAAGAUUCUUGUUUUCUCUUAAGAGACAUAAAAGCUGCAAUUUUUUUUUAUGAUAACGAGGUGGUAGCAACAAUUUUCUCAACUGAUUCUGAAGUCAUAGUUAUAUACAAGGUUUUACACAUUCUGGUUUAGUUUCAUUUAAUUUUGAUUAGAUUUAGAGGGGAAAGUUACAAACUUUCUAUUUGAAAUUAUGUUUGAACUUCAAUAAUAUUGGAUCAUUCUCUUAUUUUGAGGCAUUUUCCAAGAUGUUUUAUGGUAAAUUAUGGCCGUAAGCUACAAGGAAUAUGAUUGGCUUUUCUGGGGCUCCAGCAUCUGAUUUGAAAACCAUCUGUCUGCCCUUUUCUUUUUUUUUUCUUUUUUUGCUUUUUUCAUAAUUUUUUUUCUGCAGACAGAUUAAUAUCAUAAUCUUUCUUUUUUUCUUGAUGAAUCUAAUGCAGUUAUAAUUGUUUUCUGAUUCCAAGUUAGUGCAUUUAGUAUGAAACUUGCCUCAAGUUAUUCAAUGAAUUCCCUGUUUAAAAAUUUGUUGUUUUUAAUUUGUCUAUACUUAAAUCCACAUUCACCAAUUUCUAUUCCCAUUUUCUCAGUUAGAUAUUGAUUGAAAGACCAUCAAACUUAGCUGGAGUAGAUUUAUUUAUUGGAGUCAAAGAAACGCAGCAAGUGGCUAUGAAAUAUUGAAUGAAUGGGGAUGUUCGUCUCUCAAGUCCAUCCAAUUGAAUGCCAAAAUACCAAGAGGCCUCCAUCAGAGUGGACAGAUUUUUCUUCCACAUCUCUCAACUAUCUUCACGUACAUAAUUCAUUUCCAGAACUCGAAAUCCGUAGCCUCCAUGGGAUUCAAAAGCCUAGUCUCUCUGGAAACUCUUUUGUUGGAGGACUGCCUUAGGCUUAGGUCUGUUGUAACAAAGGGAGGGCUGCCACUCAUGCUUGCAGAGCUUCAAAUCAAGGAUUGUUCUAUUCUAAAAGGGCAGUGUCUCAAAAACAGGAAAAGAUUGGCUCAAGAUUGCCUACAUCGCCAAUGUCCUAAUACAUGAAAGUAUACAACAAUAAGAAAAUGUGAAAGCCUUUUAAUCAUGAUCACCUGGAGAAGCUGUCAACAAGUCUGCAUGGUAUCACAUCUCUGGGAGAUAAGAGAAUGUUGUUGUGCUAAAAGAUUGUUUCCUCUCAGGGGACUGAUUUAUCAUCAUUGCUCUGCAUCAAGGACCAAAAUCGACACUUACAAAACUUGAUAUUUUGCUCAUUGUCUUCUGAAAUAUGGGUGCUUCCAAGAAAAAGGAUGGAUUGUUCCUGCAAUUUUCCACCCAUAUAUUGAUUGUUCACAGAAGUACAAGCAUCGAUCAUACUUCCCUCUUUAUAUUCAAUGAGUUCAGAAUCAAGAUUUGCCAUGAAUAGGGAAAAGAUAGAAUUGCAAGACUGCUUAAAGUGCUAUGGAAAAGGAUAUGUGCCAAAUUUCAGUCCUUUUGCUUAAGGAAGAGUUUCUUGCAAAGAAACGCAGCAACACUUGUGGCCAUGAAAUAUUGAACGAAUGGGGAUGUUCAUCUCCUCAAGUCCAUCUAUUAGCUUGUCCUCUCACACUUCUCAAUUUCCUACUCCUUCAGCAAAUGUGAAAGCCUUUUAAUCAUCCUCUCCUGGAGAAGCUGUCAACAAGUCUGCAUGGUAUCACAUCUCUGGGAGAUAAGAGAAUGUCGUUGUGCUAAAAGAUUGUUUCCUCUCAGGGGACUGAUUUAUCAUCAUUGCUCUGCAUCAAGGACCAAAAUCGACACUUGCAAAACUUGAUAAUUUGCUCAUUCUCUUCCGAAAUAUGUGUGGUUCCAAGAUAAAGGAUAGAUUGUUCCUGCGUUUUUCCACACUUCUAUAGAUUGUUUCAAUGAGUUCAGAAUAAAGGUUUGCCAUGAAGGGAAAAGAUAGAAAUGCAAGACCAGUUGAAGUGCUAUGGAUCAAGAAAUGUGUCAAGUUUCAGUCCUUUUGCUGAAGCAAGGGUUGCUUGCAACUUCUAAAACUAUCCAUGAGGAACUAUCAUAUCUGGAAACAUAGUGAUUCAACAAGAAAUGGAAAGAUUGGUUGCCUCAUUUCUACAGUCCCUGUAUGCUGGCCGAUGGAUGGCUCACUUGUCCAUUAAGAAACUUGAGGAUGAAUUAUCUAUUCACUAGAAAAUAAGAACAGAGGCUACCACAUUGUAGGCUAUUUUCAAUCAGGGCUACAAUGGGCAAAAGAUGCAAACCAAUAGCAUGGGAAGCAGCUCACUUGAUUUUUAGUUUGGAAUUUGAUGGGGAGGUGUAGCUUGCAGCACUUCCAUGGUACUCAACUCUGUAAUUGACAGUCUUUGAAUUGACUGUUUACAGACUCCUUUCACAUAUUAAGUACACCUUCCGGCUGACA